Molecule: messenger RNA, 3509 nt
Organism: Belonocnema kinseyi
Lineage: Eukaryota; Metazoa; Arthropoda; Insecta; Hymenoptera; Cynipidae
Product: protein groucho-like
Exons: 11
Coding region: 67-2364 (765 amino acids)
Biological process (GO): regulation of DNA-templated transcription; negative regulation of canonical Wnt signaling pathway
Cellular component (GO): transcription regulator complex; nucleus
Molecular function (GO): transcription corepressor activity; protein binding
Source: RefSeq, a predicted model, not a curated record
CACUUUUUUAGCCGGAAAUUGGAAUUACAUAAAAUUACAACGGAAAAUUUCAAUUUCUUCAGCAGGAUGUAUCCGAGUGCCCAAGCCGUAGCAGCUGCUGCUCGACACCCGACAGAAGUUUUUGAGGGAACCUUUCCCAGCUACGCCACUGGAAAGAGUCGAUACUUCAUCAAAGACCAACGAAUAAAAGUUCCGCCUCAACCCGGGCAACCGUUUAAAUUCACUGUGAUCGAAGCAUGUGAUAGGAUUAAAGAGGAGUUCAAUUUUCUACAAGCACAGUACCAUAAUCUUAAAAUCGAGUACGAUAAGCAGAAUAGCGAAAAAGAGAAUCUACAACGACAUUGCAUAAUGUAUUACGAAAUGGCUUACACAUCCAACAUGGAGUUGCACAAACAGCCACCAAGAUUAGACCUGCCAAGAAUGAUACAACAAAUGCACGCCCAACAAUUACCGCCUGGUGCCACGAUGGGUCCUCAUCCAGGACUUCCGGCACUUCCAGGCAUGCCUCCUGGAAUUUCGGUUUCAACAUCCGCCUCGGCGGCACUUUUGGGCAUGGGAUUGAAUCCUGGAGCACCCUCAACUCCAGGAACACCUGGUGGUCACCCGCAUUCGCUUCUCGGUAAAUCCGACUUUCACCGACAACCUGAUGAUCUCAAAAGCAACGGAGGACUCAGCUCCACCGAAGAGAGACAUAGAAGUUCGAUAUCGCCUGGCGACAAGUACAGCAGGUCACGGACACCACAAGAGCAUCAUUCCCAUCACUCUCAAAACCAUCAUGAGCACUCAAUGCAUGCCAUGAAAAAAAUGAAAAAAGAGGAUAAGGACGCUGGACACAGUGACGGGGAGAAAAGCGACCAGGACUUGGUGGUUGAUGAUGCCAGCGAGGGUCCAACGAGCCCAGCAGUAAACGGAACCUCAUCACCUCGUGAGAAUGGCCUUGACAAGUUGGGUGUUCCACCUGUAGGUUUAAGUAUCCAGAAAAAAGACGCACCGCCUCAUUCUCCAAGAAGCGGAACCAGUAGUAAUGCUAGCACGCCAUCAACGAAGAAGAUGGACGAACGAGAGAAGCCAACGACUCCGAUUUCGAAACCGAUGACCCCUACUUCAGCUUCCAGUGGGAGCUUAAAGGCGACAGCCUCCAGCAAAAGUCUCCAAGGACCUCCGCCUCCAGGCGCUAUUCCUGGAGUUUAUUCUCACUACCCACCUGGACCGCCUCCUCAUCAUAUGCCACCUGGUGGCCAGCAUCACAUGGAUGUGAUGGGAUACAACGGCUACGGACCACCUAGAGGGCCAUCAUUACCCCAGCAGCUCUAUGAUCCCCAUGGUUCUAUGAGGGUGCCGCCUGUUCCGGUGGGUCCAGUUCCUGGGGGAAAACCGGCUUACAGUUUCCACGUUCCCAGUGAGGGUAUGAUGGUCCCAGUUCCCUUUCCUCAAGACGCCCUCAGUGCAGUUGGAAUCCCAAGACACGCUCGUCAAAUCAACACGUUGACCCACGGAGAAGUUGUCUGCGCAGUAACAAUCUCCAACCCGACUAAAUACGUCUACACAGGGGGCAAAGGUUGCGUGAAAGUUUGGGACAUAGGUCAAGGUGGUUCAGGCAAUCCUAAGCCAGUUUCGCAGUUAGAUUGUUUACAACGAGAUAACUACAUCCGAUCAGUAAAACUUCUCCCGGAUGGCAGAACUCUGAUCGUUGGUGGAGAAGCAAGUCAGCUGAGCAUCUGGGAUCUUGCUAGCCCCACUCCAAGAAUCAAGGCCGAGUUGACAUCAUCGGCUCCGGCUUGUUAUGCUCUUGCCAUUUCUCCUGACUCCAAAGUCUGCUUCAGUUGUUGCAGUGAUGGAAAUAUUGCUGUCUGGGAUCUCCAGAAUCAGACUCUUGUUAGGCAGUUCCAGGGACAUACGGAUGGAGCAUCCUGCAUCGAUAUUUCUGCUGAUGGCUCGAAAUUAUGGACGGGUGGUUUGGAUAACACGGUAAGGUCUUGGGACCUUAGGGAAGGGAGGCAGCUGCAGCAACAUGACUUCAGUUCUCAGAUAUUUUCACUGGGUUAUUGUCCAACUGGUGAGUGGCUCGCUGUGGGUAUGGAGAACUCGAAUGUUGAGGUUCUCCAUGCCACGAAACCGGACAAGUAUCAGCUACACCUGCAUGAUUCUUGCGUGCUGUCCCUACGCUUCGCCUCUUGCGGUAAAUGGUUCGUCUCCACCGGAAAGGACAACCUACUGAAUGCAUGGCGCACCCCAUAUGGGGCCUCGAUAUUCCAGUCGAAAGAAUCAUCCUCAGUCUUGAGCUGCGAUAUUUCAGCAGAUGAUAAAUACAUCGUUACCGGAUCUGGGGAUAAGAAAGCAACAGUCUACGAAGUCAUGUAUUAAUUAAUAAUGGAUAGGAACUUUGUUUAAAGAUCUCCAAAAGCACGAAUUCGUUGUAAAUAUAUAGUUAUUAAUGUUAUUAUUACAGCAGCCUUUCGCUUAUUACCCACUCGAAAGGAUUCCGCUCUCUGUGCACGCACAUAAUGAAAUAAGGUAUAUAAACUUGAAAAGGCGAAGAUUCUAUCUUCUGAUUUCUGAACACUUCAAUUUUUGUAUUGUCCUCAUUUUCAGAAACAUCCAUUCGUUUAAAUUACUUUUCAAAAGUGGGUAAUUAUCGCAAGACUGCUGUACUUUUAGUUUUUAUAAAUAAUUGCCAUAAUUAUUGAUAUUAUUGCAUUGUUGUUGUUGUUCUGACAUGAGAACGGAUGUGAUAAUCUAUGGGAAUUUUCACUGAGUGUCGUUUUUUUAAAGAAUAUUUUAAAAGAACCUUUAACAUUUGACGUUUUUCGGAAAAAUGUUAUUUCAUCCUGUUCACUUAAAGAGAAAAGAUUUUAUCAUGUGAUGCUAUUUUUUAUUAAUGUUAUUUUUAAUAUAAUUGUUCUAGAAGCUAUAAUCGCAAAUCUUACAAGAAAUAAAUAUUGUGCUGAGUUUUCAAAACUCAAAUUCGUUUUAUGUAAGCUGAUAAAAAAAAUAUGUUAAAUUUUUUCUCAUAUAAGAGAUGAGUCACCAAGUCCUAAAGCGUCAAGUUUUAUUGCACACAUUGUGUUCUUGCAUGCACAAGAUGUGCUCUAAAGUGGUUUUACAGAAUGGAUCGAAAUAUCGGCACUUUGCGUAUUCUCAGAUCAUGUCCUUGUCAUUUGCUAAUUUCGAGCGACGAUUUAAGUUAUUUGUAUUGAUUGUAUAUUAUAUAAACAAAAAUAUUAGAAGCAAAUAGACGUUAAUGUAUUUUAUAUUGUGUACAUUAUGUAUAUAGUUAAAGUCGUUAGAAACUUAUAUUCAUAUUUUUCUAUGUCGUAUAGCGAGGGAGAGAUGUGUAGAGAAAAGACUGUCGAGUGAGAGUGAGAGAGAAAGAGAGUGAGCGAGAAAAGAGGUGAAAAAGAAAUUGCAGAACUUUGAAAUACCAUUGUAGCGUCAUUCGCAUCACUCAUCGUUUAUAUUUAAAGCAGCGCGAAUCCAAACAAUAAAGAAAGAAAAAAUAAAUGAAAAAA